Molecule: messenger RNA, 1463 nt
Organism: Durusdinium trenchii
Lineage: Eukaryota; Dinophyceae; Suessiales; Symbiodiniaceae
Source: the annotation of a GenBank genome assembly
CAAAGAGAAACCAUCUGACGUUGGGUCAGCGCGGUAUAUGCGUUGCCUUUUGGUCCAACCACCUACCGCAGGUCUUUGUCAUUCACGUUUGUAUAGACAUGCUUUGUGUAUCCUUUUAGUUCUUCACAUGUUCCAUGAAACGACUGGACCGAUCGAAGCAGUCACGCUUCACCCUCAACGAGACGCCCAAGGCGGCCGGUGGCUCGCCACGUAAGAACAAGGCCGCUUUCGGUGUCUUCUCACCGAAACGAGGCGUUGCACAAGGCGUUGCAGAAGCGGAACGGCCCAGGUGGCUGCCGCUGGAGGGACCUGGAAAUUCGGCCGUGCCGCCCGAGCGGUGGGCCAUGUCCGCGACGCAGUUCCAUGGCUUCCUGGGUGCGUGUAAGGCGACGCAGGUCUACCAGGCGCUGGUGCAAGAAGAGAAGGUCGACAUGUACAAGAUCUGCGAUUUGUUUGUCAAACCCUGGACCCUGGGCACUGGCAACAGUGUGGCGUUGCUCCUGAACCCUCAGCCACUAGCAGCAGAAGUGAUGAUUUCACAUGCCUGGGCAGAGGAGAUCGAUGAGUGUUCUGAGGCGUUGAUGUUGCACUUCGCACGCUAUACGAUCACGGAGGCCACUGCUUGCUGGUUUUGUGUGUUUUCGAUGUACCAGCCGGGUGACGUCAUCACUAUUCAAGAGCAGCUGGAACUGGAUCCCUUUGGCCGAGUUUUGUCAACAAUGAAUCAGCUGAGCCAACAAGCCUUCGAUGAAGCCAGAGGGAUGGUCGUGAUCCAUACGUCCGCUUCAGAGGUCUACGAACGUUUGUGGUGCGUCUUCGAGAUCGGGAAGGCCACCUUGGACGGUGUUCCAACGAAAGCAGCCUGUUCCUUUGCUUACAUCGUGGCACAAUCAAGCCGAAGCAAGGAAAGCCUGCAAGUCUUCACCGAAAAUGCUCGGUGUUCGGUUCCGGAGGAUGAGGAACGGAGGAUGAGGAACGAAUCCGUGAGCUGAUGAUGAGCGACUUCGGUGGCGCUGAGAUGCUCAAUCGGAUGAUUUGGGACUUCCGCCUGGCCAUGAUGCGCCAGAUGGGCUAUGAACUGCGCGACGGCGGGUGGCAUGCCAUUCCGAACACCAGCUUCUACCGCAAAGGGAAGAAUGCCUCCGCCGAGCUGCUUGAGCUGCAGGCAGAGUGCCUGCGAAAGCUGGCGUUAAGUUUUGAUUCGUGAAGCUCAGAGAGCCAAACAAGAAACCCAUUGAGGGUAGAUGGAGCUUUCUGAAGAAAGUUGAAUUAUAACAUUUGCUGAACAAAUGAAUGAUGUUAAUCGCAUGUUGUGUGUUAUUCUGGCUGAUCUCGCCUUGAAUCAACAUUAUUUGAUGCUACAGCGGAUGUCGCCCAAAGGGCAAAUCCCAGAAUGGCUUCAUAAAAAGAUCACAUGUCAUGUACAUAGGCUCAAUCAUGCGGCGCGUUUCACCGCAACAGGA